CUGCCUUUACUUCAGAUUUUCAGUAUCUGCAGUACCGUAUUGCUUUAUUAUGCAAAGUGACGGUGACGCAUAGGGAAAGUCCGUGAAGUGGUUUGGUUGCUGUGGCUUUCUCCAAGUUUGGAGGCGACUUCCUGUUGCGAGAAGAGAGUCUGUCGGAGCAGUAAAGCUGGUGCCUGGGGUCAGAGAGGGUUGUGCUGGGCAGGGCAGGGGGCUCCUGCCCAGGGUCUGGAUUGUCGCUGCAUCCGGCCGAGAGACUGGUUACAAUGUGGCGGAGUAGAGUCCCGCUAUGGAGCCUGCUGCUUUCCUGUGCUGUCAGCCUCUGCUGCUGGCAUUCACUCCAUGGGCAGGGGCUUUCUAAAAUUUCGCCUCCUGUGAACCUAUCUGUAACAUCUUAUAAUUUCCAUACUGUCUUAAAAUGGGAUGUCGUUGAUACAUCUAGAAACUCGUGGUUUAAUGUCGAAAUCAAAAAUUACAGUUUUUCACAAUGGAGACCUUUCUUGCCUUGUUUAAAUGUUUCAACACACCAUUGUGAUCUCAGUGAUGGUUUUGUACCUGAUGAGGAUAAACUGGGCUAUUAUGCCAGAGUUAAUAUGGUUACAGAAUCACAGAAGUCAGACUUUGUUUCCACUAAUCGUUUCAUAUUUAAAUUAAAUGCCACUUUAGGUCCUCCUGAUGUAAAGCUUAGAGCUGAUAACAACCAUAUAAUUGUGGAAGUAAAUUACACUCUCCCUAACACCAUAGUAAAAAGGAAUGCAAAGAUUUUGAAAACAUCAUUAUUGUACAAUAUUUGGUACUGGCAUCCUGAAAAACCGAAACUGGAAGAUAGCAUUUGCAACAGCAAGAAGACACUACACAAAAUUCAAGUACCAACUGGAGCUACUUGUGUAUCUGCAGAAGUAUAUCUGCAAGACUUAAACCUGAAAGGAAAUAGAUCUCAAGAAAUAUGUUUGCAAAUUCAUCCAAGCAAUGUGUCAGAUUCAAUGAAUUUGCCUUGGUCACCAACCCUAAGGAGUGAGAACCACACCGUUGCUCAGAAUGAAGAGCUGACUUGCCCUUUGGCAGAAGAAGAUGAAGAGUUUGAGGGCAACCUGACUACUGAGGAUUAUACAUAUGAUGACUACCUGGAUUACCAGGAUAAUGAGGAGCACCACAAUGAGACGUAUCCAGUGGAGGAUGUGAAUCCAGGUAGUACAACAGAUGAUUUAAAGUCAGAAAUUAUUUCCAAAUUGCACCCAAUCAGCAUUGUGCCCUUCAGAGUCUUUCCCUUUGUAAUUUCAGUAGUAACUAUUCUUGCCAUUGUCUUCAUUAUAAUUGCAACACUGUUCAUCUGUCACUUUGUUAAGAAGAAGCAAGUAUUGCCCAAGGUUUUGGUUCAUCGCAUUAUGGGUGAGAGGGGGAAAGCAUACAUGGAUGUAAACAUGGAAUCUGAUGAAAGUAACUUAAGUGAGCUGAAAGGAUUGGAGAAGACACUUGCUGUUCCUGAAGUUGACCAGUGUGAUGAGACACAAGAGGAUUUGACCAAACCUCCUUCAGACAUCUUUGUUGACCAAGUUAAUACUGAUGUGAAUGACAGUGAACCAGUAAAUGCUGACUUGGAUGAUCCAUAUGCAGCUAAAAUUCAUAUCAAUGGCAUAGACCAAAGAUGUCAUACUCAGGACAGUGUUGAAGUAGACGACAAUAUUCUGGAGAAAACUUAUGACUUGUGUAAGACUAAUUCUGAGCCUGUGAAACAAAUCUGUGCAGAUAAUUGGGGUUAUGACAAACCUCAAGUACUGUUUGCACUUUAAAUAAUUGCACAAAUUCACCAAAUUUGUGACUGAGCAAAGCACUGGUGUAUAGCCACUUUAUAAUACUAAGCAUUCUUCUUGUGAACACAGUGGACAUCAAGUUUCUUGCAAGAAAAAUGUGAGAUUGGCCCACAACAGUUGAUUGUUUAAAAUUACCUAUGACAAAUAUUUUAAACCAUGCUAUUCCUACAUCACUGAUGACCUAGACCUUGAGUUAGGGGGUACAAUUCAAAAAUUGCUGAUGAUACAAAACUUGGAAACAUUUUCAACCAUGAAGAAGAUAAUGUAGAACUUCAAAGAAUGUUGACAACUUGGAAUAAUGUGCAAACAUUUCAAUAUUGAGAAAUGUGAGGUGAUGCAUUUUGAUGGGAAAAACAUGGAGAGACAAUAUAAAACAAAGGAUCUAACUCUCCUUUAGGAAGUAAAGGAGCAGCAUGUCAUGGCUAUAUGUUUGCAAAAUUAAUUAAAGGUGACGGUUCGAUGAGAAAACAGUUAAUAAAUGUACUAUAUCCCAGGGUUUGUUAACAGGUGCAUAGGAUACAGGAGCAAAUAGGUAAUUUUGAACUUGUAUAAGAUAUUAGUUUAGCCUCAGCUGGAGUAUUGCAUCUAGUUCUGGGUCCCAAAUUUCAGGAAGAAUAUGAAGGCAUUGGUGAGGAGUGGUUCCAGGAAUGAGGGACUUCAGUUAUUAAUUCAGUUUGGAGAGGUUGGGACUGUGUUCCUUGGAAAGAGAAGACUGAGGGGAGAUCCGACAGCUGUGAGGACGUCUGGUGAUGGUGUUCAAAAUCGUGGGGUCUAGGAAGUAGAUGGGGGAUUGUCCCACUUGUAAAAGGAUCAAGAAUGAAAUGCCACAGCAUUAAAAUAAUUGGCUAAGGAACCAGAGGUGAUAUUAGGAACAAAAGCUUUUUUACUUCGUUAAUGGCUAGGUUCCAGAGUGGCAUUUUCUGAGAGUACAGCAAAGGUAGGUUCAAUCACUGCAUUCAAAAGGGAAUUAGAAUGUUAUUUAAAAGAAAUAAGCACAUGCUUAUGGGGAGAGGUCUGAAGAACAGCAUUAAAUGAAAUUCUCAUUCUGAGAGUUGCAGUAGACACCAACUGAACACCUUUCUUUGGCAGUGUAAUAAUUCUGUGUAUGCUAAUCUGGUGUGCAAUAAUGAUUACUGAAACAGUCAAAAUGACAUUAAUAUAUUAAAGGCUAUGCAUUUGCAGGAGCUCGAAAUAAUUGAAUACUCAGUUCUGUGAUUAUGAAAUAACAUUUUACUGUUUACUGUGGGGGAGCAGGGAAUGAAUUUGAGUUAAUAAUGCUGUAGUUGACUUCGUGAUCAUGAUCUCACUUAAGAGUCAGAGUUUUGUACUCAACUCUCCUUAAAAAUCUAAACUGACACCUGAAUAUAUUAUUGAAGGAAUAUUGUACUAUUCGAGGCACAUUUUUCAGAUGAACCAUUGGAGUAUAAAUUCAUCUUGGAAUAUUAGCAAAGAAUGGAUGAUAGCCAAUUAGCAACAUUUUCUGAAGAAGGGUCUAGACCCGAAACGUCAGCUUUCCUGCUCCUCUGAUGCUGUUUGGCCUGCUGUGUUCAUCCAGCUCUACACCUUGUUGUCUCAGCAACCUGUUCUGGUCAGCUUAACACAAUAAAAUUGUUUAUUGUUCAAAA
Rhincodon typus (whale shark) is the source of this 3433-nucleotide messenger RNA. RefSeq names its product interferon gamma receptor 1-like. Gene Ontology annotation, molecular function: protein binding. Gene Ontology annotation, biological process: blood coagulation. Bases 264 to 1787 code for a protein of 507 amino acids. Gene Ontology annotation, cellular component: membrane. The record is from RefSeq and is a predicted model, not a curated record. Lineage: Eukaryota; Metazoa; Chordata; Chondrichthyes; Orectolobiformes; Rhincodontidae. The transcript has 8 exons.